AUGAAUAAGGGUGAUGCCACUUCUUCUGCUCGAAUUCGGGAAAACCAACGGCGCUCUCGCGCGAGGCGAAAAGAAUACGUUCAGCAUCUCGAGCAAAAGUUACGAUCGUACGAAACGCUUGGAGUAACGGCAACAAAAGAAGUCCAAGAAGCGGGAAGAAAGGUCGCCGCUGAGAAUAUGCUGCUCCGAUCACUGCUGAUGCUCCACGGUGUCACGGGGGAAGAGAUCGAGGAGUACUUGGAGUCAAGAAGACAAACAACAUGUGCAAUACCACCCCGAUCCUCGCGAACCAUCUCUGCAAAAUCAACAAGCGUACAACGGACGACAAUUCCACCUGGUCCUCCAUUGGAUUGCCAUCUUUCAUCCGCAAAGCCCUCAGUUCCGUUGCCGAACCAAGAGCGACAUGAGAAAGAGAGUUUUAGGCGCGCUUUUAAUUUGCCAAGUCCGCACCCAGAACUUCCCACGGAGGAUAUUGCACGGAAAGCAAGCCAAGCACCAGCACCCAGGCCUGUCACACAUGAUCGCGUCUCGGAAAAGCAGCUGUUUGAUGGCCAGUCCACAUCAUGCGAGACUGCGGCCAGAAUAAUCACAGGCUUGCGAGAGUACUCGGACGUUAGGGAGAUACGAUCUGAGCUUGGGUGUACUUCGGAACAGAAUUGCAUGAUCAAAAAUAUGUCAAUUUUCGAGCAGCUGGACAAGGAAUAG
Penicillium chermesinum is the source of this 705-nucleotide messenger RNA. Its product is annotated as bZIP transcription factor. The transcript has a single exon. The record is from RefSeq and is a predicted model, not a curated record. NCBI's taxonomy places the organism in Eukaryota, Fungi, Ascomycota, Eurotiomycetes, Eurotiales, Aspergillaceae. The coding region runs from base 1 to 705 and encodes 234 amino acids. Gene Ontology annotation, molecular function: DNA-binding transcription factor activity. Gene Ontology annotation, biological process: regulation of DNA-templated transcription.